AUCUUAAAAUUGGGCUACUCAUUAACCCACAUUUAAAAAGGGUCCUGAAGAGCCUGUCAUGGCCGCGCCCUUAGGCGAAGUUGAUCUGUGCACAAGUGCGAUCUGUUAGCACGGUAGAUAUUGUCAUCCUUAAAAACGUCUUAAGUUUUAUGGACAGGAAUAAAGGUAUUUGAUUUUCGGUUGCAGGUGAAGGCUAAAAACAUCUGAAAACCAUGUUUGGUCGAGUUGCCCUUGCAGUGGUCAUAACUGCAGUGAUAGCUUGGCAGCUGGAGUUCUAUAAAUGGGAGGACAUCAGUGCAGCAAUCACCCGCAAUCUGAAUAAUGUGAUUGGGCAUUCAGAGGAACCGGGCCAGCAGGAGGGAUCCAAAGAAGAGGCCAAAGCACCCCUGCCACCGCAAGUGGAACAGCCCCAACGACUGCUGACUAAGGAAGAAUUGGCACAGUACAAUGGCAAAGAGGGGAGCAAGGGUCUUUAUCUCGCCCUCUUCGGCCAAGUGUUUGAUGUGGGGAAAGGUGCCAGGCACUACGGGCCCGGAGGCGGGUAUGAGUUCUUUGCUGGGUGUGAUGCAACGAGAGCUUUCGUCACUGGAGAGUUUAACGAUGAAGGGUUGGUGGAUGAUGUGGAAGGACUAAGUCCACAGCAGAUGAUAGAAGUGGAGACUUGGGUAAACUUUUACAAGAAGGAAUACGUACCGGUUGGUAAACUAAUUGGAAGACACUAUGAUGCUUCAGGAGCCCCGACAGACGCAUUCAAGAGAGCAGAGCUGGUUUUGGAGGAGGGGAGGAAAGAAAAGGAAAAAGAGGCGGAGUUUAAUAGAAAGUAUCCCCCUUGCAACUCCUCAUGGACUCAAAAAGACGGCACAAAAAUAUGGUGUUCGGAUAAAAGUGGUGGAAUAGUCCGUAAAUGGGCUGGUGUUCCAAGACGGUACUUUACUCCUGGCUCCAGCAAUUGGCGUUGUGUCUGUGUCCAGGAACGAGACCUUGACAACCCUCAUAUGAGACUCUUUAAUGGCUGUGGUCCGAAAGAUGCGUCUUGUUACAUGGAUAGAAAGUAGGGUAAUCCUUACUUUUAGGACCCCUUUCCUAUACAAGGUGAAAAAGACUCACCAAACAACUGACUAACCAACAAAAGACUCACCAACAACUGACUAAAUGACACUCAAAAGUGACAUUCUGAUAUUGCUUGUCAUAUAGACCUUUCUGCGCUUGAUUGGCAAACUGCAUUUUUGCCAACCACGGCUGCAAAACUAUGGAAGGUCCAACACUGCAAAAAUGAAGAAGAGUUAUUACAGAUCACCAAAAUAUUAUUUGACAUUUGAAAAUACAGCAUUUUCAACAAUAGCUAUUAAAUAAUUCAUACACAUGCCUUUUUACUAUGUGUUGAUGGCGUAAUGAGGACUUUUUUUGGAAAAAUAUGUGGGCCAACCACGGCUUCAAUUUAUGCGCUUACGGCAGCCCAUACAAAAUGGCGCCAAUGUUUACAAACAAAAGAAAGGCCUAUAUCUGAACAGUAUGAUGCCUUGAAUAUCAGCUGGUUUAAUUUUGUGGAAAGAGGCUGGCAGGGCUUUGAUUUAUGAGGGAAAAUGAGGGGGAAAACACGUCGAUGAUGAACAGAAAACUGAGUCAAACAGGGUAGGAAAGUCACAUUUUCUUUGAAAAUGCUUUCAAAAUUACAACUAACAUGAAUUUAUAUGAAGAAAAAAGACUGCUUUAGCCUGCAAAAGUCACUUUGGUACUGGACAGUCAUCUGCAAAAGUAAGUUUUGAACAGAACUAGUAAAAAAAUAGAGGUGUCCUAAAGAUAAGGAUUACCGAAAGUAGCUUUUUUUUGCUCAGGAGGGAGGUAAGAUCACUUUAUAAUCAGGAUGCCUGUUUUCAAUUCAGGCUGACACUCUUGAUGACGAGCAGGGCAUACUGUUCAAAGCGUCGAUUUAAACCAACUGGUUCUUCUCAGAACCACACAACUCACUAAGAGAUAUCUUUCAUUCACAUGAUGUUACUGCAAACCUCCCAUUCAUCAGGCUUUUCCAUGUUUUGGAAAAACAAACUUGGGCUUUCCAUCCCUUCACAGGCUGAACAAAAUAAAUCUUCUCGUAGCAUGCACAGAAAAAAAAUUGUGCUUGCGAUGCUCCAUGACACACGCGCAUAUAGCGCAAAGUACACACGACUGAUUUUAUUCUAAAUGUGCACAAAGCCAUGGCAUCGAUCUCAUGAGCAUCAGGCUUUGUCGGUGAUGCUUUUGAAUGUCUCU
This is a messenger RNA of Patiria miniata (bat star), 2250 nucleotides long. Its product is annotated as neuferricin-like. Gene Ontology annotation, cellular component: membrane; endomembrane system. The record is from RefSeq and is a predicted model, not a curated record. The transcript is spliced from 4 exons. Bases 213 to 1055 code for a protein of 280 amino acids. Lineage: Eukaryota; Metazoa; Echinodermata; Asteroidea; Valvatida; Asterinidae.